Mytilus trossulus (common blue mussel) is the source of this 1401-nucleotide messenger RNA. RefSeq lists its product as uncharacterized. NCBI's taxonomy places the organism in Eukaryota, Metazoa, Mollusca, Bivalvia, Mytilida, Mytilidae. The record is from RefSeq and is a predicted model, not a curated record. Bases 33 to 1325 code for a protein of 430 amino acids. The transcript has 2 exons.
CCUUAGCUCAUUUCUGUUCAGACAAAUGGAAGAUGUUGAAAGGAAUAAAGUUUCUAGCCUUUAUCAGUGCCUUAUCAGCUGGAACAUUUGUUGCAAUAGCCCACCUUCUGAUCCUUCAGAGCAAGGUAGAAUACAAUUCUAGCCUGGGAUACAGUGGGAUUAUUGGAGUGAUUUCGGUUUUUAUUGCCCUUAUUCUUUGUCCGUUUUAUAUAUUGGAUGGAAUGAAAGCUAAAGAUCUGACCAUCAAAAAGAAACCUUUCUCACCAAACAUUCCACCACAAUCCUAUCAUCACGAAGAUACAGCCUGGUCGGACGGAAUGAAAGAUAAAGACCGAAACAUGAAAAAUAAAUCUUUCUCAGCUAACAUUCCACCACCAUCAUAUCGCCACGAAGACUCGUUUGCCUGGUCGGACACAACUAAAUGUUGUGAACACGUAAGAAAUGGUGAACCUAGCGAGCCUAGUGUCAGUGGAAUAAUUGAAGACGAAUCUAGUACAUCGCCUAAACUUCUUCCAUACAAACCAACUCUGACUCUGAAGGAACCUACAUUGAUUGAUUUAGAGCUAGAAGCCGAUGAUGCAAUAGCCGAACUAGAAAAUGACGAGGCAUUUGAACAGAUUGUCCUGAAACCUUCUCGUACUCUAGUCCCGCUUAAACCUGCAACAGCUUUAUACUUUACCAAUGAAAGCUUUACUCCUGACUUUGAUGAUGACUUUUAUGAAUUAUUACCAGCAGAUUCAGAUCGGUAUUUACAACCAGUUACACCACUACCAGAACAUCUAUCAGAAACACCUGGAACCCCCGUCCUGCCAUAUUUUCAGGAAACAGAAAUGGAAGAAAAAGAACAAUAUUAUCCGGAUCAUACAUGCCUGACUCCUGAACCUGUAGCAUCCGACCAAGAAACGACUGAAAUUAAAGCGCCAUCUUCUUCUGUUCCGCCAUCCAUACAGAAAGGUGAAUCCUUUAAGGACGAUGAAAUAUGUUCAUCAGGUCGUUCAGCAUGUUCGACACCAUUAUCUGUAACAUCCGAUAAGCAUGACCUAUCAGUUUACGAGAGCGAAGACGAUUCGUCAACAACAAGCGAAGAAUAUGAUGAAAAGGGGGAGACAACCAGAAUAAUGGGCAAAGACAAGAAUGAAUUUAAAAACGAGCAUAGUCAUGGAUCUUUAACAGCAGAAAAAUCUGUACAUUUUAAAGAUAAGGAGGACGAGGAUGAUGAUAUUUCUUUAGAUGAACAACAACCACCACGAACAGCUCUCCCUGUACCAACUUUAAAUUGUAUACAGCUUUAUCGAGAUGAAAAUUCAGAUACAGACGAUUUUUAAAGAUACAUUAUUUCAGAGUAUGAUAACGAACUGUAUUAAUAAAAUAAGACAAUAGUGUUACCAGUUCAAAUACAUU